GUGUGCAUUUUAGUUGGGCACUGGGAAAGAGGUUGUGUAUUUAGUCUGUGUUUAUGUCAUUGUGUAUUGUGUAUUUUGUAAACGGACUGCAGAAUUACUGCUAUAAUUUUGAGUGCUUACCAUGACUUCGGCUCCGAUAUGAUGUGUGUGCUAUGUAGAUAGGAUACUCAAGAACUUGAACGUUUGUGUGUCGAGGAAUCUGGAAAGAAAAUCGGUAUAAAAAAGAUUGCAGGACAAAUGGCCAACCGAUCCUACCACAACAGUGCACCCAGCACAUCACGGCAGCAUCAAGCACCUAAGGUCACAGGGGUCAUGGGGCCAAGAGGUCGCGGGGCGGGUCAGAGACACCCGGGGGCGCCGAUGAGCGACCAGAAAGCAAAGACUGUUCUCAAGGAAGCGGUAGAUGCCGUGGUGAACAGCUUUGCCAAGCACACACAGGGCUACGGAAGAGUCAAUGUUGUGGAGGCUUUGCAGGAAUUUUGGCAGAUGAAAGCCUCGCGUGGUGCCGAACUGAAAGGAGGCCCUCUAGUGAUCUACGAGUCGGUUCCUUCGUCCUGCCCGCCGUACGUCUGCUUUGUCACCCUGCCAGGGGGCAGUUGCUUUGCCAGUUUCCAGAACUGCCCAACUAAGGCUGAAGCUCGGCGCAGUGCAGCCAAGAUUGCCUUAAUGAACUCCGUCUUCAAUGAGCACCCUUCCAGAAAAAUCACCGACGACUUCAUCAAUAAAGCAGUCACAGAUGCCAAAUCAUCUUUCCAGGGUUCCCCCGAGGAUGAGAAUGACCCUAACACCAGCCUGGGUGCCUUCCGCUUCAUGCUGGAAGCCAAUCGAUCCAAGUCCAUGCUGGAAUUCCAAGAGCUGAUGACCGUCUUCCAACUGCUCCACUGGAACGGCAGCCUGAAGGCCAUGAGAGAGCGGGACUGCUCUCGACAGGAGGUGCUGGCCCACUACUCUCACCGGAACCUGGACGACGACAUGAGGAGCCAGAUGGCCCUUGAUUGGAUCUCAAGGGAGCAGGAGAUUGUCGGGAUCAUCGCCGAGGAGCUCCAGCGAGCCGACGACGAGAUUGAGACCGCGAGACUGGCUGGGAGAGAGCUCAGAUUCCCCAAGGAGAAGAAAGAUAUCCUCAUGUUGGCUUGCAGUCAGCUGGGCCCUGGCUAGGCAGGUAUUUGACCCCAGUGUCCCUGAAUCCUACAAAAUCCUUUAAAUUCCAAGACUUUGAUAUAUAGAGGUGGCUUGGUUGGCUGGGAGAAAGCCAAGUUUCCUUAAAGGAAAGAUAUCCUCAUGUUGGCUUGCAGUCAGCUGGGCCCUGGCUAGGCAGGUAUUUGACCCCAGUGUCCCUGAAUCCUACAAAAUCCUUUAAAUUCCAAGACUUUGAUAUAGAGGUGGCUUGGCUGGCUGCGAGAAAGCCAAGUUUCCUUAAAAGAAAGAUAUCCU
Patiria miniata (bat star) is the source of this 1434-nucleotide messenger RNA. It is a transcript of the gene lix1l, whose product is annotated as protein limb expression 1 homolog. Gene Ontology annotation, cellular component: cytoplasm. Bases 238 to 1158 code for a protein of 306 amino acids. The transcript is spliced from 6 exons. Lineage: Eukaryota; Metazoa; Echinodermata; Asteroidea; Valvatida; Asterinidae. Gene Ontology annotation, biological process: autophagosome maturation. The record is from RefSeq and is a predicted model, not a curated record.